Molecule: messenger RNA, 6133 nt
Organism: Anguilla anguilla (European eel)
Lineage: Eukaryota; Metazoa; Chordata; Actinopteri; Anguilliformes; Anguillidae
Gene: focad
Product: focadhesin
Exons: 43
Coding region: 228-5654 (1808 amino acids)
Biological process (GO): regulation of post-transcriptional gene silencing
Source: RefSeq, a predicted model, not a curated record
UCACCAGAAAGUUAAUAGACUAUCUGACAGGAAGGGGUGGGGACAACCGAAUUUGGCAGCAAAAUUUGAAGAACCGAACGGACGGGUUUGAGGAAACGAUGGUCGUCAUUCGUAUGGACUGUGCAAUUCUGAAAGAAUAGCCUAAGUGUUGUGAAUUAGAGACCUACGGAUGGCUUUGCGUGCCUGACUGCGUUUUGGACAGCCCACCUCCUGCCUGAGCAGCGGAGAUGUCUGACAGCCUGAAGAAAAGAUUAGAAUUCCCCAGCCCUCUGGUUCAGGCGCAGGCGGUGAGGAGCCUGGUCACCAGUGUGCUGAAGGAGAAAGGCCAGAGUGAAAAGAUUGUUCAGUCCUGCAAUCAGAGCGUGGCGCUGGACGCCCUGUGGGAGCAGUGUUGCAGUGACAGCGCUCUGGUCAGGUCGGCCUGCUGCGACGCCCUGGUGCUGCUGGUGGAACAGGGCCAUGCCGACCUGCACUACGCCAUCAACGGCGUGCUCAACCUCGUACCUUCAGCCAGGAACGUGCAGGGGCUGAUUAAAGUGAUGGGGAAGCUGCUGAUGAUCCAGGUCAGCCGAGAACAGAGAGACCGAGGGGCUGCCUUUACCUGCCCUUAUUCUAUCAGGAACCCCCCUCACCCGUACAUCACAGUGCUGGAGAACCGUCCGGACUGCUGGCCAGCUCUGCUGGGGGAGAUUGAUGACAUCAUCAAACAGGCAGUGGAUAAAGAGGAGCCGGUUUUUUUGGAUAUGCUGGCCCCCUUCCUUCGCUACCUGUACUGCGAGCCCCAGCACCUGCCCGAACACGCCUUCCUCCGGCACGGCCUGCUCCGGGCACUGCUGCCCGCCUCGCCCGGGGACUGGGGCGGGGCUGGGGGCGGGGUCGGUGACGGGGCCCCGCCCUCCCCGGUGUUCCACAGGCUCCUGCUCUGCCUGUUUGAAAUGGUCCCACUCAUGCAGGUGGACAGCCUGACGUCGGUGUUGGAGCUGGGGCAGUUUUUGGGGGCGCUGUGCCCCCCUCUCCUGUCGGGCGGGGGGCGGUACGGGGCGGAGCGGGCGCAGCUGAGCCUCCACCUGCUGUGUGCCGGUCACCUGAGCAUGGGCAUCUGCGGGGAGUGCGCCCCCUUCCUCCGGCUCCUCCAGCAGCUCCUGCCCACCUGCGCCCAGGACUUCCCGUCAGAGCAAGUGCUCUUGGGAGUGAGCCUGCUUCUGCUGAAGGCCCCGGCAUCCCAGCAGACCGCGCUAUUGGACCUUGCUGCCAAAGUGGUCUCUCCCGAAUCCCCCCCGCCUCUGGCUCCUGUCCUGGUGCUGCCGCUGCUGCAGGUGCUGUCCCGCUCGGCGCUAAUGGAAGCGCUAACGGACCCCCAGACCCGGGCCCGGAACCAGAACCUGGCCCGGUCUCUCCUGCAGGCGGUGCAGCAACCCGCGGGCGACGCCCGCGAGGAUGGUGUGCAGCUGGCCCUGCCCCUAAGCCCUUGGUACAGCGAACUGCUGGUGGCCACCCACACCCUGCGGAGGGUGAGCCGAGACCCCGCCUCCGCCCGCGAUUGGCUCAUCUCUGUUCAAUCCGCCCUGCCCCUCAGCGACCGUGUCCCAGAUCACCUGACGCUCAUCCUGGGUCACCUCAUCCUCACUGGCCAGGGAGAGGUCUGUAGGCUGGCCCUCAGCACCACCGCCCUGCUGGCCGAGGCAGACCCUGCACAGGUUCCCGCUCUUCUUCCUGUCCUGAUGUUUAAGUUGGGGAGAAUCGCUGACCCAGACCUGUCCCACGCUCUGCUCUACAGUCUGCCCAACCUGGCAACCCACAAGUUCUGUGUUCCCCAGGUCCUGCAGGUGCUCCAGGUGUUGGGCAGCAGUCCUAAAAUGAGGGCCGUGGGGCUUCGCCUCAUGUCCUCGCUCUGGGUCAAACAGGACCGCGUGUACCCAGAGCUCCAGAAGCUGAUGGCACAGGUUGAGAAGGGAUCCCUGGUGGGGAAGGAGGAACAGUGGGAGCAGAUCCUGGCCCGAGCUGCCUGCAUCUGGGACAUCUGCAAGGAGAGGCCGUACCAACAUGGAGCCGACAUGCUGGCGGCCAUCACAGACACUCUGUCCCAGUGUACCAAGCAGGAUCAGGCCACGCCCUCUGCCCUGGCUCUCCGGGGUCUUCAGGAGCUGUGUCGGGCCGAGGUGGUGGACAUCCGCUCCACUUGGGGCGCUCUCUCCCCCAGGCUGAGCUGUGACUCCAGGCCCCUGGUCAUCGCUGCCGUGUGCGAGCUCCUGGCCCUGGUGCCCCAGCUCACGGUGAAGACUGAAGAGUAUGAGAAAUUCAAAGAGCAGGUCGUCAGCACUCUGUGGAGUUACGCUCUCAGUAAGGACUCUGAAGUGGCGCGCUGUGGAUUCAAGGCGCUUUCUGAGUUCCCGGAGUCUGUCCACACCAUCCUACACCUCCCAGAGCAGGCUCGGCCACCGCCGAAAGCCCCCGAGGAAGAGGAGGAGCAGGCAACAGAGCCAGCGGAGAAGGAGGAAGAUCUGUCCAUUCCAGGCUCCUCCUACAUCAAGCUCCUGGUCCUCACGCCCUCUGCUGUCCUGCCAGGUUUGGAGGGGUUCCUGACGUCGCUGGUGAGGCAGGAGAUGGUGGACAUGCCCCGCGGGGUGUACCACUCCGCCCUCAGAGGGGGGAACCUGCGCUCGGACCAGGGCAAGACGGUGGCCGGCAUCCCGGGGUUCAUGCUGAAGGCCUACGAGAAGAACAGACAGCCUGGCCUCAAACCUGGCCUGGCGGCCGGCUUGUUGCUGUGUUACGACCUGCCUGUCCAGACGGACAGAGAGGGGCACCCCAUCGCGCGUUUCCUGGUCAGCCGCGGACGCAGCUACCAACAAAUGCUAGCGGCCCUGAUACACGAGGUGAACAUCCAGCCCUCAGAAUGGCAUCGCUCUAUCCUCUUGCCGCAGGCGUGGCGGGGGUUCAUGAGCCGCGCCUACUUCGCCGUCCUGCAGGGGCGACGGGCGGAGCUGGAGAUGGUGCAGAAACAAGGGAAGGAGGAUCCAGAGGAGCUGCAGUACAGACAGUACUGCGCCUGGCUGUGGGCCCGGGACAUGCUGACCGACGUCGUCAAGUCUGCCGCCAAGGACAGUCCCGUGGUCCAGGGGAACUCCAUCCUGGCCCUGAGCGGACUGGCUGCGGUUCUGGCCAAGUACGAGAGCAGCCUUCCCGCUGAAGAGAAGGGAUCCACAGAGGUUGGACCGGAGAUCCUGCCCACUCAACACUGGGUCUCCAUGGUGAUGGACACCCUGUUGAGUGUGGUUAGCAGCAGCUACAGGCCCAAAGGGCAGGUGUUCCCCUGGUUCCAGCAUAGGUCGUACUCCGGGGAGAACACGGCCAGCGCCAUCGCCCGCUCCUGCGCGGCCCUGGCCCUGUCCGUCAUGGCGCCUCUGCUUGCCACCUCCCACAAGGCCAGCCUCCCGGAGGCCCUGUCCACCCUGCAGGCAGCCCUGCCUGGGGGAGCCGCCGCAGACGAGUCCCAGGCUGUGCAGUUCCACACAGGCCUCGCCCUGGGGAUGCUGCUGUCUUCACUGCUGGAGGAGCGCGUCAGUGAUGUCUCAGGUCAGAAGAUUAGUGAGUUGUUAAUGAGCGCGCUGGAUGCCCUGGAGGCCUGCUGCUUCAACACCGACCUGGAGUACAACACAGGGUGCAUUCUGGGAGUGGGCGUGGUGCUGGCGUUGCUGAGUCACAGUGGGCAGGUGGAGAGGCGGGAGCGCGUGGCGCUGACGGUGGAUCGGCUGCAGGGGGCACUGGAGCAGAGCACAGGGCAAGGCCGUAUGCUGCAGGAGGUCCUCGCGUACUCUCUAGCCUGUUCUGGCACGUCGGCCUUCAGUGCGGGCAUCGUCGAUGGCAGCAGGGCUGAGGAGAUCAUGAACGCUCUGCGAGCUCUGACAGAGGAGAGCCAGCAGACCCCGGGAUUCGCGCUCGCCCUGGGGCUGGCAGUCCACGGCCUGUCUGUCUGCGGCCACGGCAAAGCGGAGGACUUCAGCGGCCGGCUCCUGGGGGCCUGGAUCAAGAUCCUGCUGACCGAGGGUGCUCCCACCAUGCAACGUCUGGCUGCAGUUAACGGUCUGGUGGCCCUGGUUGGUUCUGAGAGCUCCCUCAUUCAGCUCAAGUGUGAAUCAGAGCAGUCGUCCCAGCGACAGAGCCGGCUGAACGAGGUCAUCAAAGCAGUCACACAGAUCAUCACGUUCUCUGGUGCGAUCGGCCUGCAGACCAACGCCUCCUGUCUCCUGGGACACCUGCACCUGGCUCACCUGUCCUCCAGUCACAGCCGGACUGCAGUUCCCGUGGACUUUGGCUACCUGUCGGAGAGGAGUGUGCUCAGAGCAGCAGUAGACUUCCUGUCAGAGGCUGGGCGGAAGGGUCCGGAGUCCUCCCCCCCCAGGCUGGUUAAAGUGGCGCUGGAGCCCCUGGCAGCGGUGGGCAUGAACUACCAGUACCCCCCCCUCAACUGGAGCACCCUCCUCUCCCCUCUCAUGAGACUCAACUUCGGUGAGGAGAUCCAGCACCAGUGCAUGGAGCUGGUGAUGUCACAGUCGCAGACCUCACAGAGUGCAUCUCUCUUCCUGGGCAUGUGGCUGAGCCCUCCUCUGGUCCACAGCCUGAGUCCUCGAACCCGAGCCCAGCUGUACCGCUGCCUGCCCCUGUGGAUGCAGCACGUCGCGGAGGACAAGCUCCAGGUGUGCGCGGGGACCCUGGGGGUCCGGCACUUCGGCCAGGACGGCGGCCCCCAGCGCCUCCCGCUCUGCCGCGCCCUCCUGGAGGGCCUGUCCCGCGCCAUGGCCCUCCCCAACCCCUCCCAAAACUGCUGGGCUGUCCUCUGCUCCGCCACCGAGAAGAUCUUCGCCCUCCUACCCGACCGGAUACAGGACAGUGAGCUGGGCCUGUACGUGGGAAUCGCCAAGUGUCUGUCGGAGAUGACCGACACGGAGAUCGACAGAAUCGCUCGGGUCACUGAGGCUAACAUAGAGAAGACGGGCUUUGUCCUGGCGUACCUGAGCUCCCAGGGCAGGGUACCUCUCCUGGGCCUCAAUGAUGUCAUCGCUGCUGCACUAAAGGGGGCGCGGAGGGAGGAGGUCAGCUGGCUGCUCCUGCAGAGCUUCUACCAGUCCCGCCUGGCGUCCAGCCCCAACACGGGGGUGACGAAAAGGAUGGAGUGGCUGCUGGAAUUAAUGGGUCACAUCAGGAAUGUGGCCUAUGGGACGACUCCGGUGGGGAGCGGGGACACCAGACAGGCUACAGACUUCCUGCUCCGCCUCUUCAGCUCUGCCGUGCUGUCCUGGGCCGACCACUCCAUGCCCCUGCUCCUAGGGGUCAGGGCCCGAUGGUUUCCAGGGAAACAGGAUUCUGAGUCACCCGAUUGGUCCCACGGUCUCUACGGCAGCCGCUCGGCCAAUGAGAACCCUGCCUCACAGUGCCUGCUGGGCCUGCCGUGCAGCAUCCAGCUUAUAUUGGCCAGAGAGCCCUGGAAAGGGCAGACUCAGAAGUUUAUAGACUGGCUCUUCAGCAUAGCAGAAGGUCCCAGAGAGGGAUUAUCCGAAAAGUCAAUCAUCGCUGCCAGAGCUGCCCUUUUAUCCCUGAGGAACUUUCCAGAAUUCAAGAGGAAGGUGGUAUGGACCAGAGCCUAUGGGUGGUAGGAAGAGGAAUCAGGACCCCCCAGCCCCGGCCUUCGCCCCCCUCUCCGGUGCAUAGCCAAUUGCAGCUCAGUUGUCCUACAGUUCCUGGGUGCACAAGCCUGCAGCCUGUUGCUUUCUCGUCCUCCACCGCAGUGCCUCAUUGGAGCAUCCAGAGAACCAGAAUUGCUCAUUGGCCAGAGCUGCAGGGGUGAUCAGGGAAGAGCUACCAAGGCAAAUUGAACUCCAGCCCUGAGACCACAGGCAUAUCUUUCAUCUCAAAAAUGAUAACUGACAUCUUUACGUCCACUUUUUUCAAAAUAAACUCAGAGAACACCGUCCCUGCUCUGGUGAUGACAUCCAGUAGCAUAUCAGUGUUUAUUAUGCACAGAUCUAUGAAAAUGGCAGUGUUAGCUUGGCAAGGACACAUUUUUGGCAGCGUGGCACACGCCAAGGCUUGACAGAGGAAACGCAUCCAUGCCAAUAAAAAUGUAAAGACCUGA